GAUCUGAUGUCUAUUUAGUCUUUUCAGACAGCAGCCAUCAACCCACCUUUUAAUGCAACGAUCCCGGCCUGUUGUCUCCUUAUUUGCCGUAAGCAGUAAAGCACGUUGUAACCUUUGCAGCGGGGCGCAUAACGUGUUUGAAAAGGAAUGCAGAGAAGCGGGAAUGAUAGGGGCAGAUGGAUUCAGAGGGGAGUUAAAGGGCCUACUGGGAGUUCUGGGACCGAAGAGGUUGGAAUAACAAAGGAUCAGAGACUGGGAGGAGCAGGAAAAAAUCUGAUUGACCUCACUGGUUAAUCCACUUGCCACUAGCGUCUGUGUGUGAGUGUUUUACCCCCCAUUUACUAACACAUGGCCUGUAGGACACCCUGCGUGGCCGGACUCUGAGACGGACGGACAGAAUGGUCUCCAGAAUCACAGAGUACCUCCAUCUUGGAAACAAACUUCUUGGUUGAAUGAAGAGGAGCUUAUAGAGCGACCAGGUGUACGAAUAAUUAUGGCCUCGACUGCAUGCAGAGAGGCGGACUGCAGGAACUCCUCAAUACUCUCCGGCACCAGGCGGGGGCGCUGUUGUCUAUGGAAAGUUCCCCCCCUGAUGUUUCGGCCAAUCCCCGAGCUGCGGUCACCGUGUAAUCCAGCCCCAGUCCUGCUCCUCCGCUCCGGGAGAGAGAGAGAGAGGAACAGUCCAGAGAAAACCAGGAGAAGAAGCGGUCGGAGCGGAGUUUUGUGUCGGUAACAGAGAGCUCCGGCAAUGGGAAGCCUCCACAGGCAGGACCCCUAAAUAGACGGAAAAGUGCAGCGGGAGAUUAUCGAUUAUAGAUCGGAUGUCAGCCGCGCGGGGGACCGACGGAAGAAGACAAGGAGGAGAAACAUGAGUCGGCACCAGCCUCAGGGAGUGGUUUUAACGAGUUACCACAGCAACACCGAGCCGUUACCGCACACGGGACUGUGUGCCGGUUCCACUCCCAGCUGCCCGCCGGCACCGGAGCCGGAGACCGACGCGCUCAGUCGCAAAACCGGCCACUACAGUCUUCAGCAGCACCAAAACGCACAGCAACAUGAAGAUAAAUAUGGGCCUUCGUCAACAACCAGUGAUACAGGAACCAGCGGCACUGACUCAUCUCUGCUUCUCGAUUCAAGCUCUGCUGCUCACCCCAGGGCCCAGACUUCCUCCAGCCCUAAGCCGAGCACCAGUCCCGGCUCCAGACCCAGACAACGGCCCAAAUGCCAGCGCAGCUACUCUCAGGACUCUCUGGACGAACUGGAGAUGGGCGACUACUGGAGGGAGAUUGAGAAUAUCAAGAGCUCCGGCGGGGAACCAGAGAGGGGAGGAGAAGGAGAAGUUCAAGAGGAGGAGCAGCAGAAAAUUCCUGAGGAAGGAGAGCAUGAAGAGGCGUGGCUUACAGAGGCGGGGCUGGCACAACUCUUUGGUGACUCUUUAGCUGCUGACGACCAGGAGGAAGACAGCGGCGCGUUCCUGUCCACCCUCACCAGAACGCAGGCUGCUGCCGUGCAACGCCGCGUGGCGUCUUACCAGCAGACGCUGCGGCGACGCAACCGCCAACACUUCCCCAAUGUUCGGGAUAUUUUCAGACCUCCUGAAAAGGAUGAAGAGCCUCCAAAAGGGGAAAGCGAAAAAGAUGCAACUACUGCUGAGACUGAGACAGAGCUGGACGUGGAAGUGGCGUUUUCGGAACAGGCGCUCUCCUACCGGGACAAUAAUCAGAGGUUGAAGGUCUCCAACAGCCUUAACUCCCCCGAUGACAAACUUCCAAACUUCAAGCUCCUCCGGGAUAAAACGGGUCAGACCAGAGUGGGAGAUCUGUCUCCUUUGGAUAUGAAAAAGGUGCGCAGACUUGUGCUUGUAGAGAUGACUGCUCUGUUCGACACGGCUGGGAUAGACGUCAAGGCCAAUAAACCUGGCAAAGUCAAAAGCAAAGAAAGUGGGCUGUUUGCUGUUCCUCUGACCACUUUAUUGGAUCAAGACCAGCGGCAGGCACCUGGGACCAAAGUGCCACUUAUCAUGCAAAGGCUCAUUAAUCAUGUAGAGGAAGAAGGAUUAGACACCGAAGGUUUGCUACGGAUCCCUGGAGCAGCCACUAGAGUCAAGUCACUGUGCCAGGAGCUCGAGUCAUCUUUCUACGACGGGACGUUUCAGUGGAACCAGGUGAAGCAGCACGAUGCUGCGAGCCUUUUGAAGCUGUUCAUCAGGGAGCUGCCCUAUCCACUGCUCACCGUGGAGUACCUCAAUGCGUUUCUUGCUGUCAACAAGCUCCCCACAAAGAAGCAGCAACUCCAGGCCUUGAACCUGCUGGUACUUUUGUUGCCUGAGGCCAAUCGGGAUACUUUGAAGGCACUGGUUGAGUUUUUCCAGCGAGUGAUUGAGCAGCACGCCAAAAACAAGAUGACUCUAAACAACGUCUCCGUGGUCAUGGCACCCAACAUCUUCAUGUUCAAAGGCUUUCGGUCCAAGGUGACAGAGCAGCAGGAAUUCUCCAUGGCGACCAGCACAGCCAACAUCGUCCGGCUGCUGAUAAGAUAUCAGGAUCUCCUUUGGACGAUUCCAAAGUUCAUUUUGACUCAGGUCAGACGACAGAAUAUGGAAAGCCAGCGAAAACUACACAAGGAGAGAGCUGUACGGAAGCUGCUGAAGAAGAUAACCAUUGACAGACCAGUUGAUAAAACUAUCCCAGAGGUGGGAGAUGGUGUAUAUUUAUCGAUUAAGGAGAACACCCAGGGUGUUAUUCGAGUUCAGGCGCCACAGUUCAGUAAGAUAUCCAUGGCGAUUCAACUCACAGAAGAUUUGCAGGCCACUGAUGUAUUAACCCGCUUCCUCAGCCAAGACAGUUCAGUGUCCGUGAAAAAAGAAGAUCUAUGUCUCUAUGAGAUUGGUGGAAACAUCAAGGAGAGAUGCUUAGACGGGGAAACGUAUAUGAAAGAUCUUUUCCAGCUGAACCCUGCAGCAGAGUGGGUCAUCAAAACAGUACAGCGAUAAACUCUGGACCGCCAUCUCGUCCUGCUGGAUCCAAGACUGCUUUAGAUUUCCUGCUGAGACAAAAACGGCAGCUGGUUCUGUGAAGUUUCUGCAGGGUGUGGAUGAAUCGGGAACACGUCGUCGCAGCAAAGAUUUGUUUGAUCCUGAAAUCUGUAAGAGAAUGCUGGCGGUUUGAUUGCAGUUUGUCAUGUUGAGAAACACUUUACUGAAAAUGUGUCUACUAAAGUGAUUUGUGUUGUAAUGAUUCACAGGGAGUUAUACGUUUUUACCGCAGCUGCCUUUCUGAAGCUACAUGCUGUUUUUUUUUUUUAUUGGGACUUGAAGUGAUAGACCUGCAAAAAGUAUUGGAUAAUUGUGGAGUAGAAAGAAAAUCACUUCAGGCUUUCUGAAUUUUUGACAAAAGACGUCUGUAAGUGUGGCGUUCAUUUCUUUUCAGCUCCCUGACUCGAUGCUUUGUAGAACCACAUUUUGCUUCAAAUACUGAUUUUAAGCUUUCUGAACGGCUUCCCUGGCCUCGCUGAAGGAGAGCAACCCGCAGCAUGAUGCUACCUUCACCUUGUUUCCCAGUGGAGAUGGGAGGAGGGAUUUUGCACAGAGGCCAAAAGGUUUUUGAUUUUAGUCUCCUCAGACCAGAGCACCUUCCUCCACACAUUCGCUGUGUCUCAUAUAUGCUUGUAAACUGUGAACAAGAUUGCUUAUAGCUUUCUUUCUCCUCUUCAGUAAAGCCCAAAUUUGCUGAGUGCAUGUCUAAAUUCUCUGAUUGUUGCUCUCCUUGCCCAGCCUGUCACUUUAAGUAGACAGGUAUGUCUUUUUAGGUUUGCACUUGUGCCAAACUCCAUUUUGGGAAGAUGAUUUGAAUAGUUCUCUGAUAUCCUGUUUUAUAACCUAAAUCCUGCUUUAAUCUCCUCCACAACCUUAAACCUGAGCUGUCUUGUUGUUACUUGAUCUCCAUGAUGCUGUUUGUUCCUUAAUAUUAAAAAAAACUCUGAGGGUAUCAGAGCAGCUGGUUACACGGGGUUUAAGUGUAGCAAAGUAAAGGGGACUGAAUACAAAUGCACGUCAUUUGUUUUUGCAAAACAUGGUUCCGUUUCCUUCCACCCAAUACUCUACUUUUUGCUGGUCUAUCAUGAAAUUCUUGUAAAGAACCUUAACAUUUGUGGUUGUAAUGUGAUUGAAAAGUCAAUAACAAGGAGGAGUGUUUGUACUUUAGCCAGGAUGCCUAAAGAAAACCACUUUUUAAAAGUUUUUUUUUUUUUCCACUGGUGGGAAAAUUCUUCCUGUUUCCAUACUGUGAUUUAAUGCUUCUAUUCUACUUUAAUGUGUUUGCAGUAAUUGGAUGGAAAAGUAUGGUGUUGUGCAAUAAUAUGACAAUUGGUAGAUCCCACAUCUAGAUUAUCCAUCAGAUAAAUUAUUUUAGGGUCAUUCUCCUUUGUUUACUAUGAGAGAAUAAUCUAUCUUUUAUUUUAUUAGGCCUUUCAGAUAAGUUUGACCUCUUUAUUGAAUCUUGUAUCAGAGCUGUAGUCCAGAAAGGUGUCGAAAGGGAAUUAUGUAUUUUAGGAGGUCUAACUUUGGCCAUGUGAUUAAACUCUUUGUGUUGUGUUUUUCAGGUAUUAUUAAGAAUAAUCAAAAUUAUUUAAGAUCAUGUUGUCUUUGCAAGGACAUGCAGGGAAGACAUAAAUGAGUACAUUUACAAAGAUAACUUUCUAAUCUGUGGUUUUCUCUCAGCUUUUGAAAACAAUGCAAUGGACAAAAGAGCAACAAUGCUGAGAAACUUUUAAGUGUCCUUUUCCCCCUCACCACUGACGCCGGGUACUGUGUUGCAGAACGGCAAUCCUUUCAUCUGGGAAAAGAAAAUACAUAUUUUAUCUUUUUGCACGUACUGUCCCUUGAGUAGCAGGUUUAUCUAAUUGCUUCUAACAGUCCUUACAUAAUAUCUGCACUGCAAUGUCUAACCUCCCAAACAGUUCACUUCUGGGAAAUUGUGAAGAAUUAACCACAAUGUGAUGAACCUUUUCUGAUUUGUUUUUAAAAUGUACACUGUCACUUUGUGUAAUGUAUGACGUUGGGUGAUUUUUGUUUUCUAAAUGAUGUCUUUUAUUUGCCUUUUAAAUGACCACCACGACUGCCUGUAAAUAAACUUGAAGCAAUUCAUUACCA
Messenger RNA from Fundulus heteroclitus (mummichog), 5149 nucleotides. It is a transcript of the gene arhgap18, whose product is annotated as Rho GTPase activating protein 18. The transcript is spliced from 19 exons. Lineage: Eukaryota; Metazoa; Chordata; Actinopteri; Cyprinodontiformes; Fundulidae. The coding region runs from base 869 to 2992 and encodes 707 amino acids. Gene Ontology annotation, biological process: regulation of actin filament polymerization; signal transduction; regulation of small GTPase mediated signal transduction. The record is from RefSeq and is a predicted model, not a curated record. Gene Ontology annotation, molecular function: GTPase activator activity. Gene Ontology annotation, cellular component: cytoplasm.